Molecule: messenger RNA, 2040 nt
Organism: Lecanosticta acicola
Lineage: Eukaryota; Fungi; Ascomycota; Dothideomycetes; Mycosphaerellales; Mycosphaerellaceae
Source: the annotation of a GenBank genome assembly
AUGGAAGAGCACGAGGAGAGGGAAUCGAUACAUGAACGGUCGUCGACGCCCGGCCGCAAAUCGUCCAAGUCGGGACGCAGCUUAUCGGACCCGCCGACGCAUUCCACCCUUCAGCCCUCGCCCACGAUCAAAGAACGCACCCGCGACGAUGCGUCGCCCAGUACGCCCCGUCCUCGUCCUUCACCUCGUCGGCCGGACUUCCUGUCGCGAGGUCUGACCUUGCAACUGCCGCCCCCGCGAGUCACUCCCACCGAAGCCUCUGCGCCUGCCACACUGUCUCCCUUUGCUCCACCGCUCUCGCCGAGACUGGAUGCACACAACACCUACAUGCAACAACCAUCCCACUCCGCUCAACCCUCGUUGCCGCAUUCGCCGGCAACCAGUCUGCCAAGGCAUUCACGAGGAUUGGAUUUCUCCCGGGCCUGUACCACUCUCCAUCAUUCCACUCUUGCCGAGAGCGAUCCCGAUUCCUCGCCCGUCAUUACGCAGCGAGGUGUCAACAUCCCCGGGCGUAAAAUGUCAGUGGGAAGCAUGGCUCUCGACUCGCCACAUGCCAUGGGCCCAGGCAGCUAUCCAUGGACACAACUACCGCCACACGAGAAGAGCACGAUGAGCAGUUCGGUGGGGAGCGUGAACAUGGUCGGGUCAGAAAGUGAAAGCUCCGAUAGUGACGAAGAUGCGAGCAUGGGAGGAGACGACGCGGAGGAUCCCAUCUACGCAACACCCCAAGUACACAAGCUGCAGAAUCCCAAUGCACCAACACCUUUCAAUCCACCUACAACGCCUGCGCCCAACACAGGGUGGGGCAACGGCAAUCACUUGUCUCCAGCUCAAGCGUCGCUCAUGAGAACCAUCAAGCGAACGAGAUUACAUAAGAACGGACGGAGAAGCAGAAAGAGCUCGAGCAGUGCAAGUGGAAGCGGUUACAGUUCCAUGGCAUCUCCACGAACAACAUCGCCUCCGCCAUUAAGGAGCAUUGAGUCUGCAGCGAACAGCGGGUACUUCACAUUGGCAAACGCGGCACGCAGCAGGAGAGAAAGUCUGGCCAUGGGUACAGAUGGAGUGAACUUGUCGAGUGGGGACCACAGUGGAGACGAGGCUACAUUCACCGCACCUUCGACUCCAGGCGUGGUCCGGCGGCCUGUCACUCGACGCGGUAAUCUACUGCCUAAGACCAAGGGCUUUGCCCGCAUCCGCGCUGCUUUGCUCGAAGAAGCAGCUCCGGUGGAUACGGAGGUACGGCAGGAGGCCGAGACCAUACGCCAAGUGAGGGAACGCGAUGGAAGCGUGAUCGGAGAUCUCGAGCUUCCCUUCGAGCGCCCUCAGACUGGCACAGCAGCCUCUUCGCCCAAUCUUCUCCCUGCCGUGCCGGAAUCUGCACAAGAGGGCUUCGGUAGAGACUUGGACGGCGACAAAGGUCUCGGUUUCAACUUUGCCGCCCACGUGAGCCGCAACAGCGGAGGACUCGACUACUGGAACAGGUUCGAACCAUCCAUGCGUACUCCGCCUCCUGGCUUCAACCGACAGAGUAGCAGUGUCAUGUCGGACAUCAACAUGGAAUCGCCUGAUUUCACGCAGUGGAGACGGCCGCGUGCCAGGUCUUCAGCUUCCGAUGCAUCUGAAGCAUUCCAGCCGAAUGCCAAUGGAGCUGGUAAUAGCGUUCCAGCAGGCAUGAGUGAUGAUAUGCAUCUUCAGAAGUUCAAGAAGCGACAGCGAGAGGACGACUUUGACAUUGCAACAAUCAAGAGACGCGCCGUGUCGCCUGGAAUGAGUGCGCAAAACAGUCCUGUCCUUACAAAUUCGCCGUCUGCUCGCGAAAUUAACGGAGCCUGGGGUCAACCCCCUGAUCGCAGGGACAAGAAGGAUACGCCACCAGUUGGCGAGGCCUCUGUGUCAAGCUCGCAUCAGGUACGUGCUGGAAGUGGAGGGAGCUCAGCUGGUCUGCCUUCCGGAGGCAAUCUUGUCAGUCAAGGCAAAAAGUUGGGUCUGCAGCCAAUGGCUGAUACGAAUGACGGCCUCAUGAAAAUGAGCAUUGAGUGA